AUGUGGGCCACAGAGUCCGAGCAGUGGUCGGGGCUGCCGCAGCGUGAACAGGACAAAGCAGAACGCAGUGCCGUGUGUGGAGUGCUCGUGCGGCCCAGGCACAAAAGCCUGUACUUGGAUGAGGUGUACUUCCCCACUGAGUGGCCUUGGCUGAUGACUCCACCUUGCAGUAUCUGUUCCCUCGCGCCUGGCGUGGAGAUGACAGACAUGGUACAGGGAGGUCGGUAUAGCAGCUGGAGAGAACUGGCCAAAGCGCUAUCCAAUAGAAACAUCCCAGCCGUGGACCCCCAUCUCCAGUUCUACCGCUCGCAGAAGCUGAGCCUCAAGGACCAGGAAGCUGACCGAGGAAGGAGCAGUAACAGCAGCUACUUGAAGUGGAACCAGCCUGUUCCCUGGCUCUCAGAGUUCCAGGGUCAUGCUAACUUGCAUGUGUUUGAAGAUUGGUGUGGCAGCUCCAUCCAGCAGCUCCGGAGGAACCUCCACUUCCCACUGUAUCCUCAUAUCCGCACAACACUGAGGAAGCUGGCUGUGUCCCCCAAAUGGACCAACUACGGCCUCCGCAUCUUUGGCUACCUGCACCCCUUCACCGAUGGGAAGGUCCAGUUUGCCAUUGCCGCCGAUGACAAUGCCGAAUUCUGGCUGAGCCACGACGACCAGGUCGCGGGCCUUCAGCUGCUGGCCAGUGUCGGCAAGACUGGAAAGGAGUGGACUGCCCCAGGAGAGUUUGGAAAAUUUAGGAGUCAGAUUUCGAAGCCAGUGAGUCUGUCAGCCGCCCGCAGGUACUACUUCGAGGUCCUGCACAAGCAGAAUGACGAAGGCACCGAUCACGUGGAAGUGGCAUGGCGGCGGAAUGAGCCUGGAGCCAAGUUCACCAUCAUCGACUCAGCUGCCUUGUCCCUCUUCACGAAUGAGACAAUCCUAAGGAUGGAUGAGGUGGGCCACAUCCCACAGACAGCCGCCAGCCACUCGGGCUCCCCAGACUCUGUACCCAGGGACGAGCAGUCCCCUGCUGACAUGCUGAGGCCUGACCCUCGCGACUCCCUCUUUCAAGUGCCUCUGAUCCCCAAGUCCCAUCUCCGCCACGUCCUGCCCGACUGCCCCUACAAGCCCAGCUACCUGGUGGAUGGGCUCCCUCUGCAGCGCUACCAGGGCCUCCGCUUUGUCCAUCUGUCCUUUGUUUACCCCAAUGACUACACCCGCCUGAGCCACAUGGAGACCCAUAAUAAAUGCUUCUACCAGGAAAGCAGCUACUACCAGGACAGGUUCAGCUUUCAGGAGUACAUCAAGAUUGACCAACCUGAGAGCCAAGGGCCCGAGCAGCCAGGUUCUGAAGAGGGCCUUGAAGACGCACAGUAUGGCGAUGCCCUGGAGAAGACUCCGGCUCGUGGUGACAAGGGGAACCGCAGGCUGCCUGCCUCAACCCCUGGGCAGGAUGUCAAUCACCUCCGCAGCCUGCGGCGGCUCCUGGCUCAGCCCGUGGAAAGCCUGUUGGUACCCUUGGCCAGGCAGAACUCCACGGCUUCCUCCCCAGUGAAGACCAGUGACGUCCCAGCCCAGCAAGCAAAGGCGGCAGCGAGAAAGCCCAGCCCCAGGCCUGGCCAGAACUCUCACCUUGGUGAUCCGUGGCUCCCUGAGCGCCCGGCAGGGAGCCUGCUACGAGUUAAGAGUGCCAGGCCCACUGGGGACGGCCCCAGGAAGACCCUAGAACAGUCCCAGUGGCUAAAUCAAGUGGAGUCCUUCAUUGCAGAGCAGAGGAGGGGAGACCUGAUGGAGCCUCAGGUCCCCAGGAGGGAUUGGCAUGGCGGGGAGGAGGAGUUGGUAGUGGCCGCCGCAGGCCAGGAAACCCAAGUGGAAGGAGAGGAAGAGGGGGAAGAAGAAGAGGAGGAGGAAUUGGAUAUGAGCGAGGUGUUCGAAUACGUGCCUGUGUUUGACCCAGUAGUAAACUGGGACCAGACCUUUAGUGCCCGCAACCUUGACUUCCAAGCCCUGCGGACCGACUGGAUUGACCUGAACUGUAACACGUCUGGCAACCUGCUGCUUCCUGAGCAGGAGGCUCUCGAAGUCACACGGGUCUUCUUGAAGAAGCUCAACCAGAGGACCCGGGGGAGGUACCAGCUCCAGCGCAUCGUGAACGUGGAGAAGCGGCAGGACCACCUUCGGGGGGGCCGCUACCUCCUGGAACUUGAGCUGCUGGAACAAGGCCAGCGCCUGGUUCGGCUCUCUGAGUAUGUGUCUACACGAGGCUGGCAGGGCAUCGAUCCGGCUGGCAGGGAGGAACUUGAGGUCCGGAACCUGCGAGGCCUGGUCUGGGGCCCACACAACCACCGGAGACACAUCCUGAAUGCCCAGACGCCUGAGCCCAAGCUGUGCUGGCCUUUGGGCUUCUCCUGGAAUCACCGAGCUGUGGUCCACUUCAUCGUGCCCGUGAAGAACCAGGCGCGCUGGGUGCAGCAGUUCAUCAGGGACAUGGAGACGCUGUUCCAGGUCACCGGAGACCCACACUUCAAUAUCGUCAUCACCGACUACAGCAGCGAGGACAUGGAUGUGGAGAAGGCACUGAAGAGGUCCAAGCUGCGCAGCUACCAGUACAUGAAGCUCAGUGGGAACUUUGAGCGCUCAGCUGGGCUGCAGGCUGGCAUUGACCUGGUGAAGGACGCACACAGCAUCAUCUUCCUCUGUGACCUCCACAUCCACUUUCCAGCCGGAGUUGUUGAUGCCAUCCGGAAGCACUGCGUGGAGGGCAAGAUGGCUUUUGCCCCCAUGGUGAUGAGGCUGCACUGUGGAGCCACCCCCCAGUGGCCAGAGGGCUACUGGGAGGUGAACGGAUUCGGACUGCUCGGCAUCUACAAGUCAGACCUGGACAGGAUCGGGGGCAUGAACACCAAGGAGUUUCGAGACCGCUGGGGCGGGGAGGACUGGGAGCUGCUGGACAGGAUCCUCCAAGCAGGCCUGGAAGUGGAACGUCUGUCCCUCAGGAAUUUCUUCCAUCACUUCCACUCGAAGCGAGGCAUGUGGAACCGCCGCCAGAUGAGGACAUCGUAGCCCCCGCCCGUGGCCCGCUGGACCAACCACUUCCUGCUCCUUGGCUCGGUGCUGCAGUUGCUCCCCCGGGUCCCGGCUCUCUGCUGGCGAAGGAUGGACGGACAGACAGGAAAAGGGCAAAGGCUUCCCCUGGGAAGCCUCAGAGCUAAGACACUCCACGGGCGGGGGGCUGUCCCCUCACUCAGAGAGAGCUGUCACCAUCCCCUUCUCCAGGGGGGCCUCUGGAGGGGAGGGCUUUGGGAGAGGGGCCGGGGGAGGGGGCUGCCACAGCCGACAGAGAUGGAUCAGCUCCUGACAAAGACAGGACAAGGAGGUGGAGGGAGGAAAAAGCACUGGAGCGAGACCACGUUAUCCACGAGGUUGCCUCCCAGGGCGCCUCACAAGGACUCUAGACCAUGGACUGGAAACUUCUUUUGGACAUGUUUUAUGGGGAAUUUUUUUUUUUUACUGAAAACCCAAAAACUGUAGCUGCCCAGUCCCUCUCACACCUAGCAGUGGCUGCAGCUGGAGCAGUGCGUCCAGACAGAACCCCGCGUGCAUACCUCAGACGCACCCCUGUGUGGCGGGCUGGCCCCACGGGUAGUGGGGCUCACUUCUCCCCAUGCCCGUGCCUUCCAGAAUCUCACACACACACACACACACACACCACUCCUCUCCCAGGGAGUCACAGAAACUCCCCUGACCCUCCAGGCGGAGCUCACGCCACAUGGACCAGAAUCACAGAACAUGACAUCAUCUAUCUAGUGCGACAGGGGCAUUGGGAGGAGGGGAGGGUGGACAGCUGGCCGGGCUCUUCCUCCACCCACGUGUGGCACACAGGACUCGACUGUGGAAAGGGCAGAGCAAAGCAGCAGGGGAGGGGCGCCCCUCUCCUCUCAUAGCUUGCCUGUGAGGUUCAGCCUCACGGGACAACGUGAAGAUGAGGGAGCACCGAUGUAGGGGUCCUUCCAUUCACUGGCUCCCUUCAGAUGAGGCGAGGGGCAGCGGCAGACAGGAAGGAUGGAAAGGCAUGUGGGAAACAUGUAGCAGUCUUCCGCUGCCCAGCACCCACCCCUGUGGACUUGCCCUCCUGCCUGGGCUGGCUGCUGUUGAGAGGAAUGUACUGCACCUGUGCCUUGAGGGGAGAAGAAGAAACAUUUGGGUGGUGCCGUGAGCCAGGCGGCAGGGCGGGGAGGGGCAAGCUGAGAAGGUUGGGGAGGUGUGGGCAUCUCCAAGUGGAAGGGAGAAGGGGACAAGACAAGAGGACAUGAGGAGAGAAGCCAUUUCAGGGAAAGGAAAAAAAAAAACCCUUGACCUUCAUAGUCUACUGCCACCUCCCCUCUCCUCACUACCCCACCUGGUGACCACACACUUAUCUUGCACUAACUAUCCCCAGGUGCCUUUGUGGCUGGGGACUUUUCUACUGCUGCGCUGCUGCCUCUAUUGCUGCUGAAUUCACCAAUGGUGCACUGGAUGCUGGGGCUUGAACUCCAGGGUCUGUUCAGUGGGGUGAGCUCAGGGCCUCUGCUGUGCAGGAUGGUGAGGGGCAGCAGGGCCAUUAGAUAGUGAGCAGCGCGCCAUCCUGUGAUAACCCAAUGCACAGCAUUCGGAGCAUCAGGGUCUACCGGGCUCCACACCCACCAAGAGCUUAAUCACCUUGGCGGAAGGAAGAACGGAGCUGCGUGAGCACCUUCUGUGGGAGAAACCCUGUCUCCCUCUCAGGAGUCAGGACUAGGUAUGGCUUACAGAUGCCAGGCUGGACCCCUGGGCCCUGGCUUUUUAUGAUCUCUACUCGGGCUCGUUGCCUUCUAGAAGGGGCUUAAGGGCAGUAGGAGGUGAGCCACCUGGUGGGACCCAGGUUUCCUUGUGGGGGCACUUUCAUCUUGGGGCAUUGCAGCAGCAUCGGCAAGCCUGCAACAGCCCAAAGAGCCCCCUCACCUGCUGAUGAGCCAGCCCAGCCUGCCCUCUGCCCUGCCCACCCAUUGCCCCUCUGUCCCUGGGCCAGUGCCUUGUGUUUGAUGUUUGUUAUCUCUGCACCAUCUGCCUUAAAGGGAUGGGCCUGCCUGGGCCUCCACUCUGUAGGGAAAAAGC
Messenger RNA from Echinops telfairi (small Madagascar hedgehog), 5112 nucleotides. RefSeq names its product beta-1,4-N-acetyl-galactosaminyltransferase 3 (gene B4GALNT3). Gene Ontology annotation, cellular component: Golgi cisterna membrane. Bases 1 to 3042 code for a protein of 1013 amino acids. The record is from RefSeq and is a predicted model, not a curated record. Gene Ontology annotation, molecular function: acetylgalactosaminyltransferase activity. The transcript is spliced from 20 exons. NCBI's taxonomy places the organism in Eukaryota, Metazoa, Chordata, Mammalia, Afrosoricida, Tenrecidae.